AUGAAGACUACUUUUACAACGACUCUCGCUUUGGCCGCUGGCGUUUCUGCUCGAACCUUCACGGUGUAUAACGCAUGUCCAUUCACAAUUUGGCCAGCGAUGUUCACGGACUUGAACGUUGGGACUGCCAUUCCAGCCUUCCAGACAGGUUGGGAGGCCCCUGCUUAUUCAAAGGUUUCGUUCACUGUUCCAAACAAUUGGAAGGCUGGAAGGAUCUGGGGAAGGCGUAACUGCGAUUUCUCCGGGAACCCAGGGUCUAACUCUUGCCUUGAUGGGGGCUGCAACGGCGGCCUCCUUUGCGACGCACAUACAGGAACUGGUGUGCCCCCCGCAACUGCCGCAGAGUUCACUCUCUCGACCGACAGCAACAAAGAUUUUUAUGAUGUGUCCCUCGUUGAUGGGUUCAAUCUCCCAAUGCGAAUCACCAACAACGUCGGUUGUCCUGUCGCGGAAUGUCCAGUUGACCUUGGUCCCAGCUGUCCGUCGCAACUGCAAGGUCCUUUCGACUCUAGCGGAUUCCCUGUGGGGUGCAAGUCCGCCUGUUUCGCGAAUCUUGACGGAAACCAAGGAGACUCGGGUAAUUGUUGCUCCGGUAGCCACAAUACCGCCGCAACCUGUCCCCCUUCUGGCGUUGCGUUCUACAGCUACUUCAAAAAAAAUUGCCCAAACUCAUACGUAUAUGCAUACGAUGAAUCAAGUGGAACGGCCCUGUGGACUUGCGAUGCUGCUCUAAACGCUGAUUAUACCGUCACAUUCUGCCCUUGA
Laccaria bicolor S238N-H82 is the source of this 765-nucleotide messenger RNA. RefSeq names its product thaumatin-like protein. The transcript is spliced from 12 exons. NCBI's taxonomy places the organism in Eukaryota, Fungi, Basidiomycota, Agaricomycetes, Agaricales, Hydnangiaceae. Gene Ontology annotation, cellular component: extracellular region. The record is from RefSeq and is a predicted model, not a curated record. Bases 1 to 765 code for a protein of 254 amino acids. Gene Ontology annotation, biological process: defense response.